Molecule: messenger RNA, 856 nt
Organism: Strongylocentrotus purpuratus (purple sea urchin)
Lineage: Eukaryota; Metazoa; Echinodermata; Echinoidea; Camarodonta; Strongylocentrotidae
Gene: coq4
Product: ubiquinone biosynthesis protein COQ4 homolog, mitochondrial-like
Exons: 6
Coding region: 1-789 (262 amino acids)
Biological process (GO): ubiquinone biosynthetic process
Cellular component (GO): mitochondrial inner membrane; mitochondrion
Source: RefSeq, a predicted model, not a curated record
AUGGUUAGUGUCUCUGUACCAAACUAUAGUCUCUAUAUAACUUGUGUUCACGUUUACACAUGGAACCCAACAGACAGCAGUCAUGGUCAGGGCAGCGCUCCAAACGUUGAUGGCUUACUGUAUGAACACCACACUCCUACUACCCCAAUACAGAAGAUGCUACUGACUGCGGGCUCUGCAUUCAUGUCUCUCUAUGACCCAUACAGACAUGAUAUGGUAGCUGUUUUAGGAGAAACAACUGGUUCUGUAGCCCUACCUAGACUCCACAGACUCAUGAAAGAAGACCCUGUUGGAAGACAAAUAUUAGAGGAGAGGCCUCGAAUCAACAGUGAUACAGUGGAUAUGAAGUACCUUGCAAGUCUGCCUGAUGAUACCUUUGGGAAGUUGUAUCAUGAUUUCAUGAAAAAAAAUAAAAUAUCAGCCGACACUAGAGACCCUGUACGCUUUGUGGAUGACCCAGACCUCGCCUACGUGCUCCAGCGCUACAGGGAGGUGCAUGACUUCUACCACACACUCCUAGAUAUGCCAACCAACUUCAUGGGGGAGGUUGUCAUCAAAUGGUUUGAAGUCAUCCAGACUAGACUACCCAUGUGUGCCUUGGGCGCCAUAUUUGGACCAGUCAGGCUAUCUGCAAGCGAUCGCAGAGAUCUCAUCCAGUACUACAUUCCGGAAGUCUUCAAGAUGGCUCCUCAAUCCAAGCUGCUUCUCAACAUCUAUUUUGAGAGGCACUGGGAGACGUCCAUCGACGAGCUUCGAGAGGAGAUGAGAAUACAUCCUCUUCGUAAAUAAUUAAAUGACAGUUUAAACAAUACCUGGGGGGUGUUUCACAAAACUUUUCAUCAGUGACAAAUGACAG